This is a messenger RNA of Aureobasidium vineae, 2295 nucleotides long. The record is from the annotation of a GenBank genome assembly. NCBI's taxonomy places the organism in Eukaryota, Fungi, Ascomycota, Dothideomycetes, Dothideales, Saccotheciaceae.
AUGAGCCAACCAAUGAAUAUCAUGGGCGGGCCCACUCCCAAUUCCGGCACGCCAAACAACGCGUCCAGCGGGGACAUGUCCCGCCAGAAGCUCAACACAUACAUCUACGACUACUUUCUCAAGCACGGUAACCAUGAAGUCGCCCGUGCCAUCCUCAAGACCGUCGAUCUCGACCUUGAUCCGCACCAGAGCCCGGAUCGCAAAGACAUCAAUGGCGUGAGCGAUUCGAUGGAUGCCGACUCCAAAGACAACAACAAGAAGCCCGACGACCUUCCUUCACCCAACGUGCCGGCCGCUUCAGACGGCAGCUUCUUGUACGACUGGUGGCACCAGUUCUGGGAGUGCUUCAAUGCCCAACACGGUCGAGGCAACAACACGCAAACCGCAAAGUAUCUGAGCAACGUCCAGGUAUGUCGCUGCUUUCUCAAGACACACCCUUGCCCCUGCCCACCACCGAUCCCACUAACCCGCAGCCCUAGNGCCCGAAUGGCCAGCGAGCGACAGAGGCUGAUGCGCGUCGAUCCCCAGAUGCAAGCCAAUAUGGCCAUGCGCCCCGGCAUGGUUGGCCCUAGCAUACCAGUACCNCCCGAGAUGGCCAAGAAGUUUGGCCUUCAACCAGGUCGUCAACCUACACAGCAGCAAGUGGUACAAAUGCAGCAGCAGAUGCGCAUGCAACAGAUGGCACAGCUGCAGCAGAACGCCAUGCAGAGAGAGGGUUCGACCAUGGAGCAAAGGCCCACGUCUCCUGGCGGCGGCGACGCUGCUCCAUCGCCCAAACGCCAACGACUGGACGGCAACUUCAACGGCGCCAUGGGCCCUAUGGGACGCGGUCAGCCUCCGGGCAUGCCCGGGCAACAGGUCUGUCUUUCCCCUCGAUGCGCANNCAUGGCCACGGACGCUGACAAGAUGCAGAUGGCCAACCCUCAGGCAAAAGCCAUGCAACAGGUAUAUGCCAACUCCAUGCGCCAGCAUAUGCAAUCCGCCAUGGAUUCUAACGUGGACAAGGGGUUGAUGCCUAACGGAGCGCCUCAGAUGGCACAGGAUCCCAAUUCGGCCGAGUUCUUCAACACGCAGAUGCGUCCAAUGCCCGGCCAGGCGCCGCCCAACGCCAACAGCAACCACGCCCUCCAGGACUACCAGAUGCAGUUGAUGCUGCUAGAACAGCAGAACAAGAAGCGCCUGCUGAUGGCCCGCCAAGAGCAAGACAACAUGACCAACGGACCCAACGGCCCUGUGCCUGCUUCUGGACAGCCCCAGAACUUCGCCCCGGCCAUGUCGCCCUCCAACAGCAGGGCUGGUCCUUCUCCAGGCCCCAACGAGCAGAUGCGACGCGGCACUCCCAAGAUGGCUCCCGGUGUCGUCCCCUCNCCCACCGCCGACGGAGGUAUGCCCGGUCGCGCAUCUCCUGCUCCCGGCCAGUUCGAUCCCAACAACCCCAUGAACCCGGCCAUGUUCCCCAUGGCCAUGAUGAAAGGUCCCAACGGCCAGAUGAUGCAGCCUCCCAGCUCGCAUCCAGCCUUUGCUCAGAUGAACCAGCAACAACAGAUGGACAUGUACCGCCAGGCUCAAGCACGCAACGGCCAGGCACAGAUGGCCAAUGGCUUCAUGCCCCAGCCUGGUCCCAUGAUGGGAGGCCAGCCUCCACCACAACCACCCAACAUGACUCCUCAGCAGCGCAACGCCGCUAUGCCUCCUCCGCCCGCUCCUGGCAACGACGGUCCAAGAGCNUGGCACCGGUCCAUCAUCACCCUCGCAGAACCAAGCUCCACCCACGCCCUCGCAAGCGAACAAGCCCAAUACCAAGUCCAAAAAGGACAACUCCAAGGCGGCAAACAAGGUAAUGAAUUCAGAGCAUUCUUGGUACUUUCUGGCGCUAACCUUCAUCUUCAGGGCGGCAAGAAGGGAACAACUGGUGCUACUCCUCAAGAGUCGACCGANACAACCCCCGACCCCAACUCCAGCACCACCAAUCACGCCCCAACCCACUUCAGCUUUCCCCCGAAGCCAAAUCAGCCCCAGAACCAACAGCAACCAUCCAAUGCGCAAUCCGGCAUGCCUGGCCAGCAAAAUCCCGGAGGCGACAUGUCCAACAUCGGAGCUCCAUUCGGCAACAUGGACGACAAUUUCGGCAGCAUUGGCGGCAUCGAUUUCGAAAUGGGCGGCCCAGAUGUGCUCGACAACUUCGAUUUCGACUCUUUCCUCACGACUGAUGGCGGCGCUGACGGCUUCAGUUUUGAUCCUAGUGGCAUGAACUUUGGCACCGAUGGCGGACUCGAAGCAGGUGGUGACCUUUAA